Messenger RNA from Epinephelus fuscoguttatus (brown-marbled grouper), 4530 nucleotides. RefSeq names its product protein inhibitor of activated STAT, 4a (gene pias4a). Gene Ontology annotation, biological process: protein sumoylation; regulation of transcription by RNA polymerase II. NCBI's taxonomy places the organism in Eukaryota, Metazoa, Chordata, Actinopteri, Perciformes, Serranidae. Gene Ontology annotation, molecular function: zinc ion binding; SUMO ligase activity; transcription coregulator activity. The record is from RefSeq and is a predicted model, not a curated record. Bases 31 to 1524 code for a protein of 497 amino acids. The transcript has 11 exons.
CGUCGACUCUCGCGGUACUGCUGCACGAAGAUGGCGGCCGAACUGGUGGAAGCGAUGAACAUGGUCAAAAGUUUCCGGGUCUCAGACCUGCAGACGCUGCUGGCCUCGAUGGGCCGCAGCAAAAGUGGGCUGAAACAGGACCUGGUGGGGCGUGCGCUGAGGCUAGUGCAGACCGAAUACAGCCCGGAGCUUCUGAAGAAUGUCAGGCAGCUCUACGAGUCGCGCUUCCCCAAAACAUCUGGCUGGCUUGCGGCACGGCGUCCAGAGGGCGUCCCAGUUGCCUACUCAUCCCUCAGCCCCUCCCCCAAUGCCACCUCUCAGGGCGCAGACUACCUCAACGGCAUUUCCAAACCGAUCCCCACAGAGGUCAAGCUGGUGCCACUGCCCUUCUACCAAACUUUGGAGACACUGUUGCCACCAACAGAGCUAAUUGCCCAGAACAAUGAAAAACUGCAGGACAGUCAAUGCUUAUUUGAAUUAACACCGAACCAGGCAGACCAGAUCAGAAAUGCAAGUGAGCUUCGUCCCGGAAUCAGAUCAAUCCAAGUGGUUCUUAGAAUCUGUUACACAGACUCCAUUGGUGUCCAGGAGGACCAGUAUCCUCCAAACAUUGCUGUCAAAGUCAACCAGUCCUACUGUCAUGUGCCGGGCUAUUACCCCUCUAAUAAGCCUGGUGUCGAGCCCCGUCGUCCUUGUCGUCCUGUAAACAUCACUCCCUGGUUGCAUCUCUCCAAUGUCACCAACAGAGUCACCGUCACCUGGGGGAACUUUGGCAAGCGUUACUCUGUGGCAGUGUAUUUAGUGAGGGUUUUCACCGCAGCGGACCUCUUCAGCCAACUCAAGCUCUGCUCUGUUGAGAGUGCAGAACGCUGUCGUGAACGCAUCCAAGACAAACUACGCUUUGACCCAGAGAGUGAAAUUGCCACCACAGGCCUCCGGGUUUCUCUCAUCUGUCCAUUGGUGAAGAUGCGGCUUGGAGUGCCAUGUCGAGUUCUAACUUGUGCCCAUCUUCAGUGUUUCGACGCAGUCUUCUUCCUGCAGAUGAACGAGAAGAAGCCCACAUGGACUUGCCCCGUCUGCGACAAGCCCGCUCCGUUUGAGCUGCUCACUAUCGAUGGGCUGCUAUCUGAGAUUCUGAAGGAGACGAGUGAGGACAUCGAGGAGAUUGAGUACUUAACUGACGGCUCCUGGCGACCCAUCAGAGAUGACAAGGAGAGGGACAGGGAAAGAGAGCGCAGCAACACACCAGAGUAUCCUGUUGUUGAUAUAUGCAUUCCUGAGGCAAACGGUCACUCACCAGCCAUCCAUUCUGGAAGCAGUUCCGUGGGGAUGGCGGGAGUCACAGGAGGAGCUGCUGUGGCGCCAGGAGGAGGUGCGGUGGUAGAUCUGACUCUUGACUCCUCCUCUGAGGAGGAAGGGGGCGGGGCAGGAGGAGACAGUGAGGACACUGAGGACAGCGCUGACAGUCCCGCCCCAAAGAGGGGCCGAUACAACUACGACAAGGACCUGGUCACUGCCUACUGACCCCGCAGCUCUGUCCCCUCAUAGACUGACACACACACAGAGACAGAGAGGCAGGGGGCUAAAAACUUGAGGACAGGAACACAGUAAUCCACUAGAUGCAACCCCCCCCCAUCCCUUACGCCCAAACGUCAAAGCCUUUUAGCAGCUCUGGUUUAUAUCCAGUCAAAACAAACACACACUCAAACAUGCACUGUUAAUGAAUCUUCAAUCUAGAGUGAUUAGGAUUCCUCUUUGUACUGUACACCACUGGAAGCAACUCUCAACUCUUUUUGGCCAUCACCUUGCAGUGAAUAUCCGUACCGUCCUGCCUCUACUUACAAGACUGAAUGGAUCGUGCACCCCACCACCACCACCUCCACCACCACGACCCCCCCCUUCCUCCUCUCUCUCCAGACUAUUUCCUCUCUACCACCUCAUCUCUCUUUGUAUUUGACUUGGAACUACAGGCUCUUUUAGCCAUGGGCGUUCGAUGUGUGCGUCUCUGAUUUUUGUCACAUCCGUGAUGAACAGGCAAGUUGAAAAUGGAGGCUCCUCGGUAGUUUUUGGUGACAGGUCAAAAACAACUAACGGAAAAGAAGAGCAUGGAAAUUUUGCGGGGAGGACAAGGCAGAGAUAUCUGGAGUGUGAUGCAAAUUUGAAACCUCCCAUUGUGUUUAUUUCUUUGUUAAGAGAAUGAAUUCAAAGCUUGAAAGGGUUUUUUCAGGAAUUUAUCCUUUUUAAUUAUAAAAGGGCAGAACACAAUACUGGCCUCAAUGUGUGAUGCUUUCCAUUUUUAUUUUGUCCUUAGCUAAAGAGAACCUACCUCAGUCAUAUAAACUUAGCAGACUGACCAGAGAGUAGCUUAGAAAGAGGUGGAGGACAGAAGAAUUGACGAGUUUUUCUGAAGCCAAUUUUACACUGGAGAUUUUGUUGUCCUACAUUUUUCUUUGUUUUAUUUUUUUUUUAAUUCCAUCGUUCCAUGCAGCUCUGUUCCCUCUGCAGCAACAAAAUCUUUGUCGAAGGGCGAGAUAGUUUGCAGUUCACCAAGAUGACUGUAGGUGUCAGUGAUGUAAAAAGUUGUGGGUGUAGCUGUGCCACUCCGUAAAACAACUGCAGUUACUGCGCUGUAAAACGAUUCAUCAGGAGUGAUUAUAUCAGCAUCGCAUAUUGACGUAACUCAUCAGAAUUACUGUGCGGCAGCCGUGUCAAAGCGGAUUUCUUUUAAGGAUUCACUGACAGGAAGUGGUUGUGAGAUUUUGGUGCCUUUUUUUUUUUGUUGAGUGGUGAAAAUUGGAGCCCAUUGUUUUAAGGCUAGCUGAGCUGGCCAGCAGGUGAAACCCCAGUCUGAGGGAAGGUGUUUAUUUCAUUGAGGAUUUAGAUGUUUUUCUGGUUGGAGAAAUGGGUGUAGAGGCAGAAUAAAAUCUGUGGUUAAGUACAGUUAUGGACAUUUUUCAACAUGUUGAUGUCCUCCUAUGAAAGUAUCAUAUUUAUUUAAUUGCUUCACAUUUUCUUAACAGUUUGUAAUGAAUCUACAUAAUAUUUAGCGAUUGUUCUGUACAGACGGGAGCUAUUGGUUGUAGAAAGCAGGACCCCUCUGCUGCUGCGGUUUGCGUUAUAAUUGGCUCACGGCUGUGCUGUUGAUGAACGCUGCUUUUCUUUUCCUCUGAAUGAAUCCGACCUGGGUCAAAGCGCCAUUCAGGGUACUUUGCCACGGUGGGUUCAACAUGUCUGACACAACGAAACUUAAUGAAGUGUCAAUAAGUGCAAGCCCACCACGCUUAAAGUCAUUGAUUAGAUUACAAACGGUCUUGUCUGGAACAAGUGGAGCUGCUUCAACCAACAAUCCCCUCGGCCUCCUUUCAAUGUAGAUAAGGUCACAUCUAUUUGCUGGAAUAGAAUUGGACUUUUAAUUGCUACAUGCUGUAGGCUUACAACUAAUAUUCCUCCGCACCUGCACUAGUAUUGUGAGUAUGCGAUGGCUGCUCCUCAGAGAAGGAUACUCGGGCUGCAUGUGCAGGCUUGUGUCUGAAGGAAGGUCAUCAGUGUUUGCUUGAAGAUGAGAAACGAUGUUGCCGUGUUGCUAGAGCUGUUUGCACUUUCAUGCCAAUACUUCAUCCCCAGUUUAAGGCUUAUUUGUAUAAAGCCAUCAUGUAGUGAGUAUUACGUAAGGAUCCCUGACCAUCUCAUGCCUGGGAAUUAGAAAAUGUGAAACUAGAAAAGCGUCUGCUCCACUGUGAGACACACAAGGGGGUGAGCAGUGACACAGAUGAGCUCUGCAUUGUAUGUUUCCCUCUCUCAUCAUCCAUUUGUUCACGGUUUGAUCAGCACAGGAUCUGGGUUUGUUUUUUGUUUUUUUACCUUGCUGGUAAGCACCGAUAAAUGACAUUUACACAUUGAUCUGGGGCCUCGUUGUUGCAAGUGCAUCAUCCGAUAAGGUUGAUGAUUGGAUAAAUAGGUUGAGUAAAAUCUGGUCUUCCAUUUUCCUCCUUCUUUUGACACUUUGACAUAGUUUACAUAAUCAAUAUAUACUGUUGAAAAAUGUUUGAUAAUCCACGCAAAAUUGAUCGAUGGCACUUUGCCUGUAAUACAUCAGAGUCUGUCCCUGAAAAGGAUAUUCUGUAUAAGGCGCUUUGAAGCAAAAUAAUGUAAAGAACUCUAAUACCUGUCUUUGACUAGGCAAUUUGUAUUUGUAAGUAACUGCUAUACAUAUAAAAAAUGACAAUGUUCAUUUGUUGAUAGGUAUAGACGGUCAUUAUUUGAACGGAUCUCUUUGAGCUUUUCUUUGCCUUAUGGUUAAAGAUGAGAGGUGGUGCAGGUUGCGUCUGUGGAGCUGAGCCAGAUAACGUUUGCAGGUUGUUUGGGAGCUGGAGAGAGCUGAGGGUCUGGUCUUUUUGUAGUGGCAUCUCUUCUUAUAAUAAUGCAUAAGGUAGCAUGGGCAGAGGCUUACAAUCCAUGAUGUAAAUGUUUUGUUUGUUGUGUUUUUUAUAUGUUCAUAUUAAAAGACAAUAAAAUUUAAAUAAUAUUUUA